Molecule: messenger RNA, 813 nt
Organism: Cynara cardunculus var. scolymus (artichoke)
Lineage: Eukaryota; Viridiplantae; Streptophyta; Magnoliopsida; Asterales; Asteraceae
Product: transcription factor MYB4-like
Exons: 3
Coding region: 66-656 (196 amino acids)
Source: RefSeq, a predicted model, not a curated record
AUCGUGAUGGCAGCCCAAGAGAGAGAGAGAAACAGAGAAGAGAGAGAGUCAAAGAGAGAUCUGAAAUGGUGAGGGCACCCUGCAUCGACAAAAAUGGCAUGAAAAAAGGGGCCUGGAGCGAAGAAGAAGAUAACAAGCUAAGAGAUUACAUUGAACGAUAUGGCCACUGGAAUUGGCGUGAACUCCCCAAGUAUGCCGGUUUGUCCAGGUGUGGCAAGAGUUGCAGAUUGAGAUGGAUGAAUUAUCUUCGACCGAGUGUCAAACGGGGAAAUUUUAGCAAGGAGGAAGAAGAUAUCAUCAUCAAAUUCCAUCAGGACAUGGGAAACAAAUGGUCCACAAUUGCUGCACAAUUACCAGGAAGAAGCGACAACGAAAUCAAGAACCAUUGGCACACCCAUUUGAAAAAACGCAGCACGAAACAUAAUCAUCAGGUUAUUCAUCAAGUAAAAGAGGAACCGAACUCUAACAUUCAACGGAUUAUAAACUUUGCUGGUUUACCUCCAAGUUUUGUGUCGACAUCGAGCGACAACAGAGUUUCUAACGAGUCAACAGCAUCACGCGGAGUUUCUGAUGACUCAACGUCUGGUUCCUGUGUACAGCAGCGGUUGUUAAUCGAUUUGAAUCAAGAAUAUGUAGAGUCAUGGGAAGAGUGUUGAUAUGGUUUUAGGAAGAAACAAAAGAUAGAAGUUACUGAUCUAAAAUAGGUCAAAUCUUUCUUUCCCCAAUUAGAGGAUCGAAAACUAUCCAAAAUGUUGUUAUAUACAUGAACAUCGAUUUCAUCAAGUUUUGAUAUAAAUUUGUUAUUUUAUCUAA